Messenger RNA from Propithecus coquereli (Coquerel's sifaka), 1389 nucleotides. It is a transcript of the gene PTPN18, whose product is annotated as protein tyrosine phosphatase, non-receptor type 18 (brain-derived). Gene Ontology annotation, biological process: peptidyl-tyrosine dephosphorylation. Gene Ontology annotation, molecular function: non-membrane spanning protein tyrosine phosphatase activity. Gene Ontology annotation, cellular component: nucleus; cytoplasm. NCBI's taxonomy places the organism in Eukaryota, Metazoa, Chordata, Mammalia, Primates, Indriidae. The record is from RefSeq and is a predicted model, not a curated record.
AUGAAGGACCCAGUGACUGAACCCUCAGUGUUGCCACUGCUCCCAGCGCCGCGGCUGGCCCGCACCUCUAGGGCCGGAGGCGCCACGAGCCGCAGCGCGGACGCGGCGCGGAGCUUCCUGGAGCAGCUAACGGCGCGGGGCGGCCGGGAGGGCGCGGUCUUCGCCAGCGAGUUCAGCAAAAGGUGUGAGUGUUACUGGGCCCAAGAACAGGAGCCACUGCAGAUUGGGCUUUUCUGCAUCACCUUGACAAAGGAGAAGUGACUGAAUGCAGACAUGAUGCUCAGGACCCUUAAGGUCACAUUCCAGAAGGAAUCCCAUUCUGUGUACCAGCUGCAGUAUAUGUCCUGGCCAGACCAUGGGGUCCCAAGCAGUCCUGCUCACAUACUGGCCAUGGUGGAGGAAGCCCGUCGCCUCCAGGGAUCUGGCCCUGGACACCUCUGUGUCCACUGCAGUGCUGGCUGCGGGCGAACAGGCGUGCUGUGCACCGUGGAUUACGUGUGGCAGCUGCUCCGGACCCAGACCAUCCCACCUAACUUCGGCCUCUUCGAGGUGGUCCUGGAGAUGCGGAAGCAGUGUCCUGCAGCCGUGCAGACAGAGGUGCAAGCCUCAGUCUCGGGCUCCUGGUUCCUAGCAACACAGGCCGGGCUUCCAUCCCUGCCCCCCCCCCUUCCUGAUGACCCCUCACCCCGACAGGAGCAGUGCCGGUUUCUGUACCACACGGUGGCUCAGAUGUUCUGUUCAGCGCUCCAGAACGCCAGCCCCAACUACCAGAACCUCAAGGAGAAUUGUGUCCCAUUCUAUGACGACGUCCUCUUCCUCCGGACUCCCGGGCUUCUUGCCAUGCCCGGCCCACCAGGCGGGACCCUCAGGAGCAUCUCGGUGCUGGCCCCGGGCCUCGCCAUGGCCGACACGUACGCGGUGGUGCAGAAGCGCGGGGCGCGCGCGGGCGCCGGGCCGGGGUCGUGGGCGCGCAGCGCGGAGGAGGCGCCGCUCUACGCCCAGGUGGCGCCGCGCGCCCAGCGGCCCGGGACCCACGCGGAGGACGCGCGGGGGGCGCCGCCGGGCCGCGUUCCUGCUGACCAAAGCCCGGCCGGGUCAGGCGCCUAUGAGGACGUGACGGAUGGAGCUCAGACCAGUGGGCUAGGCUUCAACCUGCGCAUCGGAAGGCCAAAAGGGCCCCGGGACCCCCCGGCCGAGUGGACCCGGGUGUGAGUGCUGCACCAGCGCCUGCCUCUCCGCGUGAGCUCUUGGACUGCUCGCUGACAGCCACGCUCCACUGUGCCACGUGUUGGGAGUGGGAACACUGGCCCUGAUCAAAAUAAAAGUUUCUCAGGGUGAGAAAUGUGGGGCUUUGCCCUGGUGAUUACAGCAUUGGAGGCUUGAGGCUGG